Messenger RNA from Colletotrichum costaricense, 528 nucleotides. RefSeq lists its product as uncharacterized. Bases 1 to 528 code for a protein of 175 amino acids. The transcript is spliced from 4 exons. Lineage: Eukaryota; Fungi; Ascomycota; Sordariomycetes; Glomerellales; Glomerellaceae. The record is from RefSeq and is a predicted model, not a curated record.
AUGCAUAGACCUCAACCGCGCGGCCCAGGCCCGCAUCGCAACAAUUCCGGCCAGCCCCAGAACCGGCAGCCGGGUCCGUAUCCGCGCCGGAACACGGCGGCGGCUCAACCGCGCAAGCAACAUCAGCAGCCGGCCACGGCACGCCAUAGCAAGCAGAUGAACAACUCAUUUCUACCUUUGACGCAGGCAGUGUACGAUUCGGCUAACUUCGACGAGGCUUCGUACGAGUUCCAGGAAGCGGAGGAUUCAACAGCACAGCCGAUAGCUCCCCAAUUCCAGCACUCUGCGUCGCCAACCAGUGACCCGUGCUUGAUGGCGCAAGAGGAUCUCACGGCCUCCAUCGCACAAAACACGGCCUGGAACAGCGAGAUAGAGGAAAGGAUCGAUCGGGCCUUGGAUGUCGUCAAACGUCUCCACAAGGUUAUCACUCAAACGGCCGCGGCGGCUCAACCCCCGGCGUUCGUGGAGCCGCAGCUUGACGUUGAUGAUUGGAACACACACGAUACUGGCGGCCUAUCUAUUAUAUGA